AUGAAGUGCCUGAACAACCGGGCCGACAGCCACCUGACCGGGCAGGUGGAGUUGGACAGCAUGGGCAAUGGAGCCUGGGUGAACCAGGGCUACUGUGGCUCCCCUCCGCCCCUGCCCCGAGAGGUCAGCACCAUCUACAACUCUCAGUCCCUCUUCCAGGGCUCCAUGGACAGCAUGUACAAACUGGACACCCCCAGUCCAUUCCUGGAGGAAACACCAUCCACUGACCAAAGCCCGGUGAAGAAACGAGGCUGCUGCUCUUUCAUCAAAGGCUUCUGGGGCACAACUCUGACUGAAAACACCUCAAACAACAGAGAAUUGUUUGUCCGAACCACUCUACGUGAGUUAAUGGUCUAUCUGGUGUUCCUGGUGGAUAUAUGCCUCUUGACAUACGGUAUGACCAGCUCGAGCACCUAUUACUACACUAAAGCCAUGACGGACCUGUUUGUGAAUACGGGCGGUAAUAGUGGGGUGAAGUUUCAGUCCAUUGGCACCAUGGCCGACUUCUGGACUUAUGCUCAGGGCCCAUUGCUGGACGGCCUCUACUGGACUAAAUGGUACAACAACCAGUCCCUGGACAGAGGAGACCAGUCCUUCAUCUACUAUGAGAACAUGCUGUUGGGAGUGCCCAGAAUGAGGCAGAUCAAGAUCAUGAACAACUCCUGCAAGGUCCACAAGGACUUCGAAGAUGAGAUCACGGGAUGCUUCGAUGUUUACAACGACAAGAAAGAGGACGACCUGAGCUUCGGUCUCAUCAAUGGCACCGCCUGGACCUACCACACAGAGAAAGAAGUCAAAGGUUCCUCUCACUGGGGCUUGCUGACUACAUACAGUGGAGCGGGAUACUACCGAGACCUGAGUCGAACCAAAGACGAAAGCAUCAUCAUUCUGGAGGAACUGGUGGACAACCUGUGGCUCGACCGAGGAACCAGAGCUGCCUUCCUCGACUUCUCCACUUACAACGCAAACAUCAACAUGUUCUGUGUCAUCAGGUUGGUAGUUGAAUUCCCAGCGACUGGUGGAGCAAUCCCUUCCUACCAGAUAAGAACCGUCAAACUGAUUCGUUACAUCGCCAACUGGGAUUACUUCAUCCUCGGCUGCGAGACGGUUUUCUGUUUAUUCAUCCUCUACUAUGUUGUGGAGGAGAUUCUUGAGCUGCGAAUACACAAGCUCUCCUAUUUCAAAAGCAUCUGGAACAUACUGGACAUUGUUGUCAUAAUGCUUGCCAUCGUUGCCAUUGUCUUCAAUAUUUUCCGAACUGUCAAAGUGGACAACUUGCUUGGCAAACUGCUGGAACAACCUGGUAUCUACGCUGAUUUUGAAUUUCUGGCCUUCUGGCAAACACAGUACAACAACAUGAAUGCAGUGAACUUGUUCUUUGCGUGGAUUAAGGUUUUCAAGUACAUCAGUUUUAACAAGACCAUGACUCAGCUGUCCUCCACACUGGGUCGAUGUGCUAAAGAUAUCCUGGGCUUCGCCAUAAUGUUCUUCAUAGUGUUCUUCGCCUACGCUCAGCUUGGAUAUUUGCUCUUCGGGACAGAGGUUGAAUCUUUCAGUACCUUUGUCAAGUGCAUCUUCACACAGUUCAGGAUUAUUCUCGGAGACUUUGAUUACGAUGCCAUUGACCGUGCUAACAGAGUUCUUGGGCCAAUCUACUUUGUUACCUAUGUGUUCUUUGUUUUCUUUGUUUUACUGAACAUGUUUCUGGCCAUCAUAAAUGACACAUACUCUGAAGUUAAGGAGGAGCUCUCAUGCCAAAAAGAUGAGCUACAGAUUACUGACAUCAUCAAACAGAGCUAUAUGAAGACAUUCAUGAAGUUGAAACUUAAAAAGGAGAAAAUAUCAGAUGUUCAGAAGGCACUACGAUCUGGAUCUGGAGAAAUUGAAUUUAAGGACUUCAGAGAAACUCUGAAAGAGAUGGGACAUGCUGAUCAUGAAAUUUCUGCAGCCUUUUCCCGGUUUGACCACGAUGGGAACCAAAUUCUAGACGAAGACGAACAAGAGAAGAUGAAAAUUGAGCUGGAGGAAAAGAGGGAUGCUCUUUGCACUGAACUCAACAAUCUUGGAAUGCAUUAUGGGAAAGACUUAUUGGAGAAGCCUCCUGUAACGUCCAAUGAGCAGAACCACUCCAGUCAUACAUUCGUGGAUCGGGAACAGUUUCAAAGACUGGCCAGACAGGUUCUCCAGCUUGAAAGCUCUGUGGCAGGCAUCACAUCCAGGAUUGAGUUGAUUAUGGAGAAACUGGGAUUACAAGAGAAAGCUAAAGGGAACGAAACGAGCGAUGAUACUGCCUCAGAUGGGAGCGUCCUGGUUUGUGUGGACAGAGGGACGAAGCCUGAGAUGUCAUCAAGGAGACCAGCAGUUAGCACCAGCAUCACAUACGAUUGCCACAUGUGAUUCACCUCUGAGAGUCACGGGUUCUCUGGAUUAUGAUGAGCAGGUCACACGCCAACAAUGAUUUGUUCUUCACUACUUUCCCAUGUUAAAAGUCUGGAUUCUUCACAUCGACAAUAAACUACCGACAGCGUGACAUGGCAAUACUUUGCUUCAACUGCUCUUAAAUUACAGCCACUCAUUUCAUGGAAAUAUGUAAAUACUGUAUAAAAACAUUUUUGAAAGUCUUUGCUUACUAGGCGACCGCACUAGAGCUAAUAUAAAAAUCUGGUUCAAGUUGAAGCUCAGAUAUGUAGAAGGCUACAAUACAUGUUGUAGAUGAGACCUGAAUAUAAAUCUACAUAUUAGUAGUGUUGUGUCAUAUACAUAUACGUAUUUCAAGAGUAGGUUAGAAGAAAAUACUUAUACAAUAUAAUCCAAUAUUAUGCGGCGUGUUUGCCACCUGAUGUCUGACUAAGCGAUGCUUUGCUUUAGUCAUUUAAUGUUUAUGAAUGUUCAAGUUCUAUCACGGUUGCUCAAAGCGCCCCUUGACUUGUUUGCACAGUGUAGUGAGAUGUAGCUACAAAAAAAAAAUCCCUAAUUAUGUUUAUAUGGAAGACAUUGUUUAAUAAUUAUUACCCACCUUUGUCCCAUCUCCCGAGUUGCCAAAACAUGUAAC
Molecule: messenger RNA, 3052 nt
Organism: Anarrhichthys ocellatus (wolf-eel)
Lineage: Eukaryota; Metazoa; Chordata; Actinopteri; Perciformes; Anarhichadidae
Gene: pkd2l1
Product: polycystic kidney disease 2-like 1
Exons: 15
Coding region: 1-2397 (798 amino acids)
Biological process (GO): potassium ion transmembrane transport; detection of mechanical stimulus
Cellular component (GO): membrane
Molecular function (GO): calcium channel activity; calcium ion binding; muscle alpha-actinin binding
Source: RefSeq, a predicted model, not a curated record